Messenger RNA from Phascolarctos cinereus (koala), 5178 nucleotides. It is a transcript of the gene HOMER2, whose product is annotated as homer scaffold protein 2. NCBI's taxonomy places the organism in Eukaryota, Metazoa, Chordata, Mammalia, Diprotodontia, Phascolarctidae. The record is from RefSeq and is a predicted model, not a curated record. Gene Ontology annotation, molecular function: G protein-coupled glutamate receptor binding. Gene Ontology annotation, biological process: G protein-coupled glutamate receptor signaling pathway.
CCCGCCCCCGCCCUUGCCAGGCGGCGGCCCCACAGCCCAGCCGAAUGGAGCCGCGCUGGGAUUGAGCGGGACGCAGACUAGAAGCCGCGUGUGCCAAGUUCGGAAGCGGCUGGAGAAGCUCUUCUGCUAGAAGCGAAUGCUAGAGAGUCCCGUCGGAGUGGGCGGCUAGGCAAGCUUGCAAAGAUGGGAGAACAACCUAUCUUCACCACCAGAGCACAUGUCUUCCAAAUAGACCCCAGCACUAAGAAGAACUGGAUGCCUGCAAGCAAGCAGGCAGUCACCGUUUCCUACUUCUAUGACAGCACAAGAAACAGCUAUCGGAUUAUCAGUGUGGAUGGAGCGAAGGUAAUCAUCAACAGCACAAUCACACCUAAUAUGACUUUCACCAAAACAUCGCAGAAAUUCGGCCAGUGGGCAGACAGCAGAGCAAACACUGUGUUUGGUUUGGGUUUUUCUUCUGAGCAACAGCUGACAAAGUUUGCAGAGAAAUUCCAAGAAGUGAAGGAAGCUGCCAAAUUAGCUAGAGACAAGUCUCAAGAGAAAAUCGAGACCUCAAGCAAUCAUUCUCAAGAAUCAGGAUGUGAAACCCCAUCUUCUACUCAGGCAUCAAGUGUGAAUGGAACAGACGAUGAAAAGGCAUCUCAUGGCCCUGCUGAAGCACAUCUAAAAUCGGAGAAUGAGAAGCUGAAACUGGCCCUUACACAGAGUGCCUCUAAUGUGAAGAAAUGGGAGAUUGAGCUGCAAACUCUGAGAGAAAGCAAUGCAAGAUUGACAGCAGCACUUCAAGAAUCCGCUGCCAGUGUAGAUCAGUGGAAAAAGCAGUUUUCUAUUUGCAGAGAUGAGAAUGAUCGACUCAGGAAUAAGAUUGAAGAACUAGAAGAACAAUGUAAUGAGAUAAAUAAGGAGAAAGAGAGGAACGCACAGCUGAGCAAGAGACUGGAGGCCCUGGAGUCGGAAAUUCAAGAAAAGGAGAGGGAAUUGAAAGAUCUCCGAAAACAAGGUGAAAUCAUACCUCAGCUCAUGUCGGAAUGUGAUUUUGUCACAGAGAAAUUAGAGGCUUCUGAGAGAGAAAAUCAAAAUCUCGAAGAUAAAGUGAGGUCUUUAAGGACAGACAUCGAGGAGAGUAAACACAGACAGCGCCACCUAAAAAUGGAACUCAAGAACUUUUUGGAGGUCCUUGAUGGGAAGAUCGAUGACUUGCAUGAUUUUCGGCGAGGGCUCUCCAAACUGGGAACAGAAAAUUAGGGUGUAAGUUGUGAUCUAGGCUCCAGGAGUUUGAUGUUUGUUAACUCUAAGUGUGUGUAUUACAAAAUAGGAACAGGAAGUACACCUUGUCUGCAUUUUUUUGUAAAUAGAGGCUCAGAGUUUGUUGUGUUUUCCAAUCACAUGUGCUGCUCACUAACUUCUGUCCAGAAUAGAAACCUUUGCUUGCUUCUCUGGGCUUGUGGACAGGUGGAGGAUCCUGCCUCAGGAAUCAGGAACUAGGUUUAUGUUAAAUGCAUAUGCAGUUAGUCAGUCUAGGGACAUCUAUAUUUCUUAAGGACUGUUGCAGCCACAGAAACACGAAGUAUUUUCUAAUCCAACUUCCAAAAUUCUAAGCAACCUGCAAUUUCAUUUCAUUCUCUUUUGUUAAAUGAGGUUCGAAUUAGUUGGGAUUCCUAAUCUCAUUGAUCCGAAAUAUAAUAGGGAUGAUUUCUGCUCUGGUACAUUUUGGAUUAGAUGAUUGUGAGGUCCUUUUGAAGUCUGUGAUUCCUGGCAGGUAUACAUUAGCUUUGGGAUAAGCUAUCUAAGACUCAUUGUGUAUCAGUGUAGUGAAUCCCUCAUAGUAGAAGUUGUGAUGCUUUAAAAAAAAUGAGUUAAUAGAAAUUUCAGGAGAAGAAAGGGAAUCAGGUUUUUAAAAAACAUAGGUAUGUCCUCUAAAUCAGCGCACCAUUUGCACAUGUCAUGCAUCAUGUGGUCUGCAGGACUGCAAAAUAACUUUCCUUUUAAUUAUUUUUAACUUACAAGUGGACAACCAUGAUAAAAAAGCAACAGACCAUGAAGGCUGAGUCUACGUGAAGAGUAGUAUUGUAAUCAAAUAAAACUUAUAACAAAUUUCAGCUGGCACAUAUUUAAUUUAUAUAUGCAUUAUAUAUAAUAUAUAAUUGCAUACCAUUCAGUUGGAUGCAGUGUGUGUGUAUACAUACAUGCAUACAUAAAUGCAUGCAUAUGUGUGUGAUAUACACACGCAUAUAUCUAAUAACCUAAUUACCAUUCAGCUGGAUGGUGUCUCUCUCUCACACACACACACACACACACACCCACACACACACACCCCCCCACACACACACCAUUCAGCUGAAUGAUAAUAGGCAAUAAAUAGUAUGCAAUUCACUUCAAUGACAUGUUACUUUUCCCACAGCCAAACCAAACCAUUUCUGGGGUUAGUCAAGGGAAAAUGGGAGGGAACUAGGUAGAUUAGGAACCUGUGGAUCCUAGAAAUUCCAGGUGACUGCAUAUAUGACCUUACUUCUCCAGUGGGGGACACCUACAGACAGAUGCUCUGGGUGCCACAAGAUGCCAGGUGCCACAAGAUGCUAUGUACCCCUAGGGCUAAGUGUGGGAGCCAGGAGCCCUUGAUUGUCUUGACGUAAGUCAGGGCAGUAGCCACUACCCUAACGUGAGAAUUUUUGCCUUUUAUUUAGGUGCAAGGUUCACAUCAGGGCAACCUCCUGUUCUAGGCUACAAGCAAUUGGAGGGGGGAAAAGGGAGAAGCAUGGCUGGAGUAUCUUCCUUCUAGCUACCAUCUCUCCUUUCCCAUUAGGGCUGUCUCUCAGAUCUCUGGGUUAUACAUGUGGAGGAACUCAGAGCAUCUUCCUCUUCCUCUUCUAUUCUUCCUUCAACUGAGGGGAGGGCUGUGGGGGAACACAAAUACUAUGUCCCCCCCACACCCACACACACACUUACUCUUACCAUCCCUUCCCCCAGAUGGCUUUAGGUUCCCUCAUUAGAGAAGGUUUUCUUGUCUCCAAAAUACCUCCCUCACUUUGCCUGAAGUUCUACCGACUAGACAUUUAUUUGAAUUAUCCAGCAGAUGUGGGCUGGGGGUAGGAGUUAAAAAGGAGCUAUCCUAUAAUCCCACUAACCCACUUUAAGUGAAUACUCAGUACCCUACAGCUUCGAUAGGAGAGAAAGACAGGUAACUGCAAUGAGGUCUUGGAAUACACAUCCAGAAAACUUUCUCAGUUUGUCCCAAGCUUAUGGUAUGUUUUUAGAGGAAAGAUGCCUGUAGCUGCCUUUGUCCCUAGACCAUAAAUAUAUGUUUCAUUGCCCAGGAGUCACCAUGCUUUGUUUUGGCUAGAGCCUUACUUAAAAGAAGGAUAUCAAAGGGGUUAUUGUGCUCAAAUGGCUGUCAUCCCUAAGGAAGCUUAGUGCCUCUCCUUGAAGGGUAGAGGGUGGGAGAGAAUUGUGCAUUUAGAGUCUAGGAUGGAGGCCAGCAGAGGUCUCUGUGACCAGUCACUGUCAGCGAAGGCCUUCCUAGAGAACACCGCUAAAGUUGUUCAGACCUCAGAACCAAUGGAGCAGUUGGUUCAGAUUUCCAGAAAUUACUUUGAAAUAUGCUGUCUGCCUCAACUCAGAAACCCUUAAAUGGUACAAUGAGGGCAAUAAAUGACCAACAUGGAACAACACAAAAGAAGAUCUUGAUGGAACAUAUUUUGGUCCCGCACUAAAGCCAUUUAAUGAGCAUUGGUAAAGAACAAGGUGUUAUAGAAUAAGACACGGGAACAUCUUUUGUGGAAAAGGUGAGUUUAGUGCAGUCUGAAGGGGGAAAAAACUUCAUAAAAGAACCUAUUGAUAAAUCAAUUCUGUUUUUGUUUGAGAACUGCCUCAAUGUUUUUCUUGCUUCUUUUUUCUUGCUCUGAGAAAAAAAGUCAGAUGGAGUCCUACAGAAAUUGGAUGAGUAAUUGCCAGUGUCUGAUAGACUGGUAUGUUGGGGUGAGUGUCAUAGGGUAAAGGGUAAAUUAUAAGAUUGAGUGUUUAAGUUUAUUCUAGUAUUGACUCAUGAAACAAUGAUGUAGCAGGCACUAGUUUGAUGAUAUACUUUUUCUCAGAGCAGACUUUCAAAAAGCAAAAUUUUUUGACUAAAACGCUUUGCCUUAGAUUUUAUUUUAAAUGGAGUAUAAUAAGGACAAAAUUCUCCUAGAUGUAUUGGGAUCCAAAUUAUAUUGGACUACCUGCAAGGCUUAGAAAUAAGAGUUUUUAGAUUCAACAUGGAGACUCUGUCAUCAGCCUUGACUCAUCCCUCCUUCUAUAUCUGUAAAACAUGGUGCCAUGCCUAAAAAGAAUAAAAUGAUGUGGACUUAUAAGGCUCCUCAGAAUGAAAGAAAAAUUACCUUGAGUGGUCAAGACGGUCACAAUGAGGGAUUGCUGAGAGUGUGUGCACAAAAUCAAGCGGAUUGGGAUAAAGAUAGUGGGAUCUGGCUUCCAAGGGUUUGGGGAAACAGUUGUGAUAAUAGUCCUUUAUGUUUUUGUGGUGUUUUAUGGUCUACAAAGCCUUUUCCCAUCUUCAAUCUCAUUUGAUCCUUGCAAUAACCCUUCUAUGGGGAGACAGAGCAGGGAUUCUUAUUCCCAUUUAACAGAGAAAGAAAUUGACGCUCAAAAUUUUGUGACCUCGCUUAGUGGUAGAGCCAGGCCUAGAAGAAUCAUCUCCUCUUGGUUCAGUCCUAUUUUCUAUGACAAUAUCCUGCCUUUCUAUUAAAAAUCUAUCAAACUCAGAGGUGAUUUUUUUUUCAUAACCUGAUUUGAGCUAUAAAAACAAUAUUGUUUUGAGCAUAUAAGUAUUGCUCUGGCUACUGUCUAUAGCAAGAAAGAACAGGUAACUCUCUAUUUACAAUGACAAUGAAUAUAUUUAGUUUUUUAAAAGAUUUGCAUUUGAUCACAGGUGUCAUCACAGGAAAGCACUGGCUAGGUCCCUACUGUGAAUGCAAGUAACCCUAACCCUAACCCUAACCCUUUUUUAAACAUUCAAAUGUAGUUUUUGUUUAUAUGUAGCACCCCUUUGGGUGUCUUUGCCUCCCCUCUUCAACUUGGACAAAGUCUGAAAGGGGAUUUGAUCCCUUAAACAGGUAUUACUAGCAGAACAAUUUAUUUAAAAUAAAAUUAUUAGGGGCAGCUAGGUGGCGCAGUGGAUAGAGCACC